UAGUACUAGUACUAGCACUAGACCUGCCUUUCUCUCUCUCUCUCUUUCUCCUUUCUUGUUUGACACUUGAUUUUUAUAGUCCUAGGCUCAACUUUUCUUAUCUCUUUCAAUCCUAGGUCUCAAGCUGUUCUUGCUGUCCCUUUUUUCUUUUACUUAGGGGACCCCUACUACAGAACCUCCCCUUAUAGUCAUUUGAGUUUGUCCCAAGGACCAAAAGCUUGUCCAUGUCUUGAUCGGUUUUGCUUUCUUGAUGUAAAACCCAUCUCAAAAACACCUAUAGAUCUCAUAUUUUUAUUCUUUUUUUACUUGGAUUGGUUUAAAGAGAUUCUUGAUCUGUUUCUCUGUUGUAAAGAUGUAUAAUAUUUUCUUUUCCUUUCUUUAUCAUCUUGGUUGUCUAAAUAUUAUUCUCUCUGCUUUUCUCCAUCUUACACAUCUGUAGGUAUCUCACUUUUCUCCUGCCUUAUUGCAGAAUAAAAGGGAAAUUUAGCUGCUGAAUCAUAUCAAUGCAAGGCUGUAUUUGUUAGCUUGAAUGGAAACGUUUAAUGGUUCCAAGAAAGCAUCAAUGCGGAAGCAGCAACAGCAAUCUCUAACAGAUACUACAAGACCGCCUCUUGUCCCAGCGGAGAAGAACAAUGCAGUUGCUGCUUCCGCCACUCGCCGGUCCAGAACAAUGGAAGUCAGUUCAAGAUACAGAUCAUCAACUCCCACUAAAACAAGGAGAUGCACUUCGCCUAACGCCACGAGGACUGUCUCUUCAAGCAGAGCUGUUUCAGCUGAAAGGAAACGCUCCUCAACGCCAACCACUCCCACUGAUCCGUCCACACCGGUUAGUGAUGUACCGGUUUCGUCUAGGAGACUAUCUACUACUUGUCAAGGCUUAUGGCCUUCUACUAUGAGAAGCCUCAGCGUUUCAUUUCAGUCUGAUUCAGUCUCGGUUCCUGUCAGUAAGAAGGAGAAACCACUUGUUUCGAUUGAUCGGACACUGAGACCAUCUUCGAAUAUUACACAUAAACAAAAGAGUGUGACAACAACAACAUCGACGUCUGUGUCAAGAAGUCCAUUGAAAGGGAAGAGUGUAUCAGAGAAUUCAAAACCUGUAGAUGGUGGUACUCAUAGUAGGUUAAUAGAACAGCAUCGAUGGCCUAGUAGAAUCGGUGGAAAGCCUAUGAACAGAAGCUUGGAUCUUGGUGAUAAAGCGGUUAGGAGAAUCCCUAACAAACCUCUACAGAAGUCUUCUAGUGAUACAGCGAGGUUGUUGUCCUGUUAUGAAAGUUGUGGAUUAGCUAUGUCUCCAACAAGCUCAGAAGAUUUAGAGUCUAGACAGAGGCUUUUGUCUGCAAGUCCAUUAGAUAGGGCAACUUCAGCUAGAGUGCAUCCCUUGUCUGCUCCAGGAUCACGCACUGCUUCUCCUAGCAGAUCCUCGUUUUCAUCAUCAUCCUCUAACUCUAGAGGGAUGAGUCCCUUGAGAGGAUUGAGUCCUUCAAGAGGCUCUUGUUUGAGAUCGUCUACACCGCCGAGAGGUGUGAGUCCUUCCCGGAUAAGACAAACCAACACGUGCACACAAUCGAGUACCACCACCACAACAUCGGUUCUUAGUUUCAUCGCUGAUGUCAAGAAAGGAAAAAAGACAACUUACAUUGAAGAUGUUCAUCAGCUCCGCUUGUUAUAUAAUAGAUAUUCGCAGUGGCGGUUCGCAAAUGCUAGAGCUGAGGGUGUAAGAUAUAUUCAGAGGUUAAUUGCUGAGGAAACUCUAUACAAUGUCUGGCAUGCAACAUCGGAGCUGAGAGAUCUUGUGACAACCCAAAGAAUUUGCCUCCAACAGAUGAAGCUAGAAAUGAAGCUUGAUGAUAUCUUAAAUAAGCAGAUGGUUUGCCUUGAAGAUUGGGCCAUUCUUGAGAGAGAACAUGUCAGUUCUCUAGCUGGCGCCAUUGCAGACCUGGAAGCAAAUACUCUGCGCCUUCCACUAACCGGAGGAACAAAGGUGGACCUCAGAUCUCUGGAGUUGGCUAUGUCUUCAGCUCUUGAUGUAAUGCAUGCUAUGGGAUCAUCCAUAUGGUCUUUACACUCUCAGAUGGAAGAGGUGACUAGGCUUGUUUCAGAUCUCGCUGUUAUAGCUACAAAGGAGAAUUUUAUGCUUGGCAGAUGUGAAGAUAUCUUGGCAUCAACAGCAAUCAUGGAGGUAGAAGAGAGUAGCCUCAUGACUCAUUUAAUGCAAAAGAAGCAAGAAGAAGAAGAGAUGAUGCUAAGUCUCCCUUGUUGCCAUUAAGCAAGUUUCCAUGGCCAACACUUAACAAUGACUUGUAAAUUGCUCCUUUUUGGCUGCCAUUUUCUUUUGCCACCAUCCUUUCUCCAUUUUUGACUUUUACUUGUAGGAAGAGGAUGUGAAAUAAACGGUUUAAAGAAAAUCAAUGCAGAAAAUGUAGUUUAAUAUCUUUCAUGUAAGCUCAGUAUUUUCGUCUUCUUA
Messenger RNA from Brassica oleracea var. oleracea, 2464 nucleotides. Its product is annotated as QWRF motif-containing protein 4-like. Gene Ontology annotation, cellular component: nuclear microtubule; cytoplasm; centrosome. The coding region runs from base 530 to 2266 and encodes 578 amino acids. Gene Ontology annotation, biological process: centrosome cycle; spindle assembly. The transcript has 6 exons. Gene Ontology annotation, molecular function: microtubule binding. NCBI's taxonomy places the organism in Eukaryota, Viridiplantae, Streptophyta, Magnoliopsida, Brassicales, Brassicaceae. The record is from RefSeq and is a predicted model, not a curated record.